GUAUUGUUCCGUAAUGUCAAUAAUCUCCCCCACACCGCGACUCUGUCUAAACGCCGGAUCCUGAUCCGCCAUUACCGCCCUCAGCUCGAGAGCUCGACUCUUAUCACAGAGGCGCGAGUUCCCCGCUCUGUUAUAAACCCGCGCCGCGCCUUCCCGUCCUAUCCCCUCUCUCAGGCUCCGUCGCGGGAUCCGAGGGGCGCGCGCUUGCGUCAGGUCCAGGUCCGCCAGAGGCGAUGCUCACGUGCAUCGCGUGCUCCAAGCAGCUCCCGGGCGACGCGCCGCCGCUGCGCGAGCCGUCGGACGACGAUGACCGCGCCAACGCCGGAGGCGGGGGCGAAUCGGCGGCAACGCCCGGCACGAGGCAGGCCAUCAGGGUGCUCACCGCCCAGAUCAAGGACAUGGCGCUGAAGGCAUCGGGCGCGUACCGGCACUGCAAGCCCUGCGCCGGUUCGUCCUCCCCGGCGGCGUCGCGGCGGCAGCAACCGUACUACCACGGCGCGUACGCGGAGUCCGGGUCCGACCGCUUCCACUGCGCGUACCAGCGCGCCGGCAGCUCCGCAGCAUCCACGCCGGGGCUGCGCACGGGGGGCGCGAUGUCCAGCGGUGACAUCACGCCAUCGGUCAGCGCGCGCACCGACUUCCUCGCCGACGACGAGGAAGGGGACGAUGAAGAGGGAACGGCGACUGGCAGCAGCGAGGAGGAUGAGGAGAAGGAGUGGGUCGCCCAGGUGGAGCCCGGGGUGCUCAUCACCUUCCUCUCGCUGCCGCGGGGCGGCAAUGGUCUGAAGCGCAUCCGAUUCAGCCGUGAAAUGUUCAACAAAUGGCAAGCACAAAGAUGGUGGACUGAAAAUUACGAGAAGGUCAUGGAGCUUUACAACGUUCAGAAGUCUAACAGUCAAGUUGAUCCUCUGCCAAGCAUUCCAAGGUCUGACAGUGAGAUCUCCAAAGACGAUACCCCAGCUACAGCACCGCUUAACAAGGGGCAAUUGCUACGUACUUCACCCAGACCACUAAAAGGCAGUGAAGCCAUAGGCUAUUCAUCUUCGGAUUGUCCUCAGCACCAAUCCAGUCAUUUUCGCAACGUUUACCGCAAAGACCGCUACCUUGGGCACCAGUUCUGUGAUCCAGUUGAACUGGCAUCGACGCCUGAGUUAUCAAGCAUCAGUGGUGCGAAGACAGAGACGUCUAUUGGUGCAUCAGUGAGGACAAGCUCAUCUCCUGAAGAGGUCGAUGGAUCGGGCGAACUUUCAGCCUCUGUCAGCAACGCAAGUGACGAAGAGAGGGAAUGGGUAGAAGAGGACGAGCCUGGCGUGUAUAUUACUAUUCGAGCUUUGCCUGGUAGCAUCAGAGAACUACGCCGCGUCAGAUUCAGCCGGGAGAGAUUCAGUGAGAUGCAUGCCAGGUUAUGGUGGGAAGAAAACCAAGCGAGAAUAUAUGAGCAGUAUCUCUGAGAGAAGACGUGUUAGCUACAUUUUACCAUUUGAUGCUUCUACAAUUAUAGAAACAUCUCUACAUCAGGCACUAACAUCGUGUCAUCAGGUUUGCUCCUUGCAGGCGCAACAAUGACCCUGGGCAGUUAGGCUGUUCGCAUUGCAUGUGUGAUUGCUUCGAGGCUUUUCCUUUCCUUUUCUUUUUGUGUUUAACAUUUGCUCUGUUUGUGUGAUAUUCACAUUUUUUCCCUUUUUUUGCUGCGUUGUCGUUAGUCAGUCUGGAUAGACGGUUUAUUUCAGAAAAAAAAUGAGAAACUGUACAUUUUAUCAA
Molecule: messenger RNA, 1761 nt
Organism: Zea mays
Lineage: Eukaryota; Viridiplantae; Streptophyta; Magnoliopsida; Poales; Poaceae
Product: water channel
Source: RefSeq, marked provisional